AUGGAAGAGUCUCAAUUCAAUUCAUUAUAAAAAACCAUAGUAAUCCCACCGAGAAAACUACAUUAGACCAUUUUACAAGAAUAUUAAACUGAGAAUCCGAAUUUCUCUUAAUUUAUUAACGAAACCUAAUAGAAUCCCUGUUUUAUCAAUUGCGAAUUAAUACCAAUCUUCAUUAUUUAUGAGUCUGAUGUAGAGGUUAUGCAUUCAUUCCAACUCAAGAAGGAUCAACAACUCUUACCAUCAUACCCAUCUUAUUUCCAAACCAAUCUCUAUGUCAAUAAUACUUAUACAGAAACUAAAAAAUAGAUUUUAUAAGACAAUAAAAUUAUCCAUUGCAAGAUCUUAGAAAUUAAUGUUAAUGCAGAAUAUAUUGAUCAAGAUAUAGAAUUAUUAAUCAUUGGAACUUAUGAAUAUAAGUACUGUUUUAAUGGGAUCAAAAAUAUAUUGAGAAAUGAGAUUCCCAAAGAGUAAUACAAACAAUUGCAAUAUUAACAUUCAAUCAAAGUUGCAGUAAAUAAUGCGUUCACAUUGGAAUAUAAGUAUUUUGGCGAUACGGUUAAAAUGAAUAUUGCGUUUCAAAUUAAACCUCAUAGCUAAUUGGAUUUAAUUGAAAUGGAUUUCCUUUUGAGUGAAAGUGAAAUGGUUUGGAAAGAUGUUGGAAUCCAUAGAGUUGUACCUAAGUGCAUGUUGUAAAAUAUAUCCAUUAAUAAACAAUACUUUAAUGAUGAGGAAGGAUACAUAGAAGUCUUAUUAGAUUGGCCAGCAAUGUUACAGAAUGAGUAAUUGCAACCUGAUCUUCCAUCUAGAAGAUUGAGUCUUGUAUAAGUCAAUCCAGUGUUAGAAAUUAAAACGCCUCUUUAUAUAAGAUGGGGAUAAUAAAAGUACACUAAAUGCAACAUGAUCCUAUGGAAAGUGAAACCAAUUCAAACUAUUGGGGGUGAAAUUAAAGAAGUGGUGAGAUAUAAGGAUGCCUAGAAUGAAGAAUAUUUGGCAUUGAAGAUAGUUCUAACAAACUAUUCAGGCAAAGAACACGAAAUUACAUUCUGUCCUCCAUCUCAAAUAUUUGGAAAGAAACUUAAUCAAAAAAAAGAUUAACCUCUGGUUGUGUUGGGUAUAACAUUAUCUACAGAGAAAAAUUUAGGGAUAUUGUAGCCAAAUUAAGUGUGUGAAACUAUUUUGAGAGUGUAAUUAAUCAACAAUGGAAUUUUGAAUAUGCAACAUAUCAAUCUAAAAAUAGACAAUUAGUUAACUGAGUUGAGUUUGAAUUUUUUAUAUUCUCAUCAAUGAAUUGCUGUAGGG
Molecule: messenger RNA, 1299 nt
Organism: Paramecium octaurelia
Lineage: Eukaryota; Ciliophora; Oligohymenophorea; Peniculida; Parameciidae
Source: the annotation of a GenBank genome assembly